AUGAAUACUGGAAAAGAAAGCAAGCGUGGCGCAUGGCGCUCCGCGGAGCCACCACUUUGGAGUCUCCCUCCCGCGGAAGCGGAGGCCAAUUUGCCAGGCCCGCGGAGUAGCAAGGGAGAGCGCGAGGCUCCCGGGCGCAUUCGCUCGCUCGCAUCUCUCCCUUUUCUCCCCUCCUCGCCCAGCGCCCCUCCCUUCUCCGGCGGGAAGCAGAGCCGCCCGCCCGCCGGCCGCCGAUUGGAAGUUCCUCGCCCAAGCUGCCGCGCGUCCUAUUGGAGUCGGCUUUCCACACUUCAUGCGGGCUUCAAAAAUGGCCCUGGGCAGCCGGGGAGGGAAGAGAGGAAGGGAAGCGCUGGCUUGCCGAGGCCAGCAGCGCGGCGGAGACAGCUGUCCCUCCUAGCGGAGCGUCACUCAACCGGCCUUUCGGAGCAGAGGGGUCACCGACGCCGCUACUUCGGUCUGACUUCGGUGCCACUGGAUGAAGCCGUUUUUCUAACGGGGUCGCCUCCGUCCAGGGGCAAAGCGCUCCUCUUCAGGGCUAGGUCUGCUCUUCGGCGCGCCUGCCUUUCCUGCCGGAGAUGCUGCGAGGAGUCAGGAUGGCCGAGGCAGCCCUCAGCACAGCCCGAGGGCGCGCUCGGUCCUGAAGCAGGGCCAGCCGGACCUUUGAGCUGCUUUUCCGAGGCGCUCGCCCCACCUGCCCGAGCCUUUCUUCUCCUUUCCCCAUGUGGGACUGCCUCCGGGAGUCCUUCGGCGGGCUUGAGCGCCAGCGCGCGAGGAAAGGAGCACACCUGCCCAUGGAGUUCCCGAACGGGACCGCCGUCCCCUAGCCGGAGCAGAGCGUGAACCCCGAACGAGCCGGGCU
This is a messenger RNA of Python bivittatus (Burmese python), 859 nucleotides long. Lineage: Eukaryota; Metazoa; Chordata; Lepidosauria; Squamata; Pythonidae. The record is from RefSeq and is a predicted model, not a curated record.